GAACCCAACAGGUACCAUUCAUGCCCCUGUUCUCCCAGAACCCAACAGGUACCAUUCAUGCCCCUGUUCUCCCAGAACCCAACAGGUACCAUUCAUGCCCCUGUUCUCCCAGAACCCAACAGGUACCAUUCAUGCCCCUGUUCUCCCAGAACCCAACAGGUACCAUUCAUGCCCCUGUUCUCCCAGAACCCAACAGGUACCAUUCAUGCCCCUGUUCUCCCAGAACCCAACAGGUACCAUUCAUGCCCCUGUUCUCCCAGAACCAAACAGGUACCAUUCAUGCCCCUCUUUACCCAGAACCCAACAGGUACCAUUCAUGCCCCUGUUCUCCCAGAACCCAACAGGUACCAUUCAUGCCCCUGUUCUCCCAGAACCCAACAGGUACCAUUCAUGCCCCUGUUCUCCCAGAACCCAACAGGUACCAGUCAUGCCCCUGUUCUCCCAGAACCCAACAGGUACCAGUCAUGCCCCUGUUCUCCCAGAACCCAACAGGUACCAGUCAUGCCCCUGUUCUCCCAGAACCCAACAGGUACCAGUCAUGCCCCUGUUCUCCCAGAACCCAACAGGUACCAUUCAUGCCCCUGUUCUCCCAGAACCCAACAGGUACCAUUCAUGCCCCUGUUCUCCCAGAACCCAACAGGUACCAUUCAUGCCCCUGUUCUCCCAGAACCCAACAGGUACCAGUCAUGCCCCUGUUCUCCCAGAACCCAACAGGUACCAUUCAUGCCCCUGUUCUCCCAGAACCCAACAGGUACCAUUCAUGCCCCUGUUCUCCCAGAACCCAACAGGUACCAUUCAUGCCCCUGUUCUCCCAGAACCCAACAGGUACCAUUCAUGCCCCUGUUCUCCCAGAACCCAACAGGUACCAUUCAUGCCCCUGUUCUCCCAGAACCCAACAGGUACCAGUCAUGCCCCUGUUCUCCCAGAACCCAACAGGUACCAGUCAUGCCCCUGUUCUCCCAGAACCCAACAGGUACCAUUCAUGCCCCUGUUCUCCCAGAACCCAACAGGUACCAUUCAUGCCCCUGUUCUCCCAGAACCCAACAGGUACCAUUCAUGCCCCUGUUCUCCCAGAACCCAACAGGUACCAUUCAUGCCCCUGUUCUCCCAGAACCCAACAGGUACCAUUCAUGCCCCUGUUCUCCCAGAACCCAACAGGUACCAGUCAUGCCCCUGUUCUCCCAGAACCCAACAGGUACCAUUCAUGCCCCUGUUCUCCCAGAACCAAACAGGUACCAUUCAUGCCCCUGUUCUCCCAGAACCCAACAGGUACCAUUCAUGCCCCUGUUCUCCCAGAACCAAACAGGUACCAUUCAUGCCCCUCUUCUCCCAGAACCAAACAGGUACCAUUCAUGCCCCUGUUCUCCCAGAACCCAACAGGUACCAUUCAUGCCCCUGUUCUCCCAGAACCAAACAGGUACCAUUCAUGCCCCUCUUUACCCAGAACCCAACAGGUACCAUUCAUGCCCCUGUUCUCACAGAACCAAACAGGUACCAUUCAUGCCCCUCUUCUCACAGAACCCAACAGGUACCAUUCAUGCCCCUCUUUACCCAGAACCCAACAGGUACCAUUCAUGCCCCUCUUUACCCAGAACCCAACAGGUACCAUUCAUGCCCCUCUUUACCCAGAACCCAACAGGUACCAUUCAUGCCCCUCUUUACCCAGAACCCAACAGGUACCAUUCACGCCCCUCUUUACCCAGAACCCAACAGGUACCAUUCAUGCCCCUCUUUACCCAGAACCCAACAGGUACCAUUCACUCCACUCUUUACCCAGAACCCAACAGGUACCAUUCACUCCACUCUUUACCCAGAACCCAACAGGUACCAUUCACUCCACUCUUUACCCAGAACCCAACAGGUACCAUUCACUCCACUCUUUACCCAGAACCCAACAGGUACCAUUCACUCCACUCUUUACACCGAUCCAAUUUUCCUUGUUCCUCACUGUUCUCAUAUGCUUCCAUGUUGAGCACCAGAUCAUUCGUUGGGGCAGAGAGAGAGAGAGAGAGAGAGAGAGAGAGAGAGAGAGAGGGCUUUCACUGACCCAGUUUUAAUCAAAUACAUGUUUUUAGAGUGCUGUAGAAUUUAGUGUACAUCCCAAGUGGCAUCCUAUGCCCUAUAUAGGGCACUGUUAUCAGUCCUGGUCAAACGUAGUGGUCAAACGUAGUGCACUACAAAGGGAACACGAUGCUAUUUGGGACGUAGACUUAAUGAAAUCUCCACUCGUAGCGAAACGCUCUCAGUAAAAAUGGUAUAAACAACCUGCCGUUACGUGGCCCAAAUCCCUUAUUAAGGCCCAAAUCCUUUCACAUGGUGGUGAUUGUGGGGAUUUAACGUGACCAAACCCCCCCUCAGAUAGAUCUACAGCAAACAGAGAUGCAGCUGAAAUUGGUCAGUACACAAACAUGAACCGUAACAGCUGUCAGUAACAUGGUGAUGUAGCUUUAUGCUACGUUGACGGAGCUACUACUAGUCAUCUUUCAUAGCUGUUUACACCAUCAGUCUGUUCAUGUUUCACAUUCCAUCACACUUCCGUUAACACUUUACAAACCAACAUGUAGAAAGCAUUAUGAAGUGGUUAUAAUGCAUUAUAACACCAGCGAUAAGCAUUUAUAACCCCUAUGUCCUCCCUUUCUAC
Oncorhynchus tshawytscha (Chinook salmon) is the source of this 2641-nucleotide messenger RNA. Its product is annotated as soluble scavenger receptor cysteine-rich domain-containing protein SSC5D-like. Bases 95 to 1972 code for a protein of 625 amino acids. The record is from RefSeq and is a predicted model, not a curated record. NCBI's taxonomy places the organism in Eukaryota, Metazoa, Chordata, Actinopteri, Salmoniformes, Salmonidae. The transcript has 3 exons.